UUUAUUUUGGAGGAGACCCCCUGAACACCCCCUAAGGACCCUUUGGUGUCCCUGGACCCCAGUUUGAGAACUUCAGCUUCAAGCUACACUGCUGCAGACGAUGGUUGUUGUUUAUUAGGGUAACUGAUCCAACGAUUCAAUGGACAACUAUGAAGCUUCUUCUGGAUCUGCUGUGUUUGGGUCUUCUGUGUUUGACCCGAAAAACACUUUGUGAUGAAAACGGGCCAACAGUCAUCAAAGUGGAAGGAGGGACUGAUGUAAUGUUACCCUGCUCUCUCAGCACCAAGGAGAACAUUGAGUUUAAACUCUUUGACUGGAGGAAAGUUCUUCAGAAAGAUGAAGGUCUGAAGGAGGUGUUCCUGUAUGAUGGAGGCAGUCAUUACAACAACGGUCUAGGUGGUCAGAGUGAGCAGUUCAAAGGUCGAGUCUCUCAUUUUCCAGAUGAACUGAGACACGGCAACGCCUCCAUAAUCAUCAGAAAUACAAAGGUGGCCGACAGUGGAGUCUACACCUGUGAUUUUCCACUUAGGGAGAAAAUAGAAAUGUUCCACAUCAAGCUUGUUGUUGUUGCUCCAGAGCCAGACAUCAACAUAAUUGAUGCCACAGAUGAUGGAGUGUUGCUGCAGUGUGAGGUUCAAGGUGCUGCUCCCAAACCUAGAGUAGAGUGGCAGGACAGAGAUGGAAACAAACUUCCUGCUAAAGACCCACAGGUCUCUGAAAGAGGAGACAGAUACCACAUCACCCUCCAGACUACUGUGACCAAGACCGGCUGCUGUCGCUGUGUCGUCACACAGGAGGAAACCAACCGUAGGACUCAUGCUGAGAUUUAUGUGGCUAUUAUUGUCAAAAUGAGCAUGUGGAACAAAAUACUUGGAGUUACUGGAAUUCUUACUGCUGUACUUGGAGUUGCAGCAGCAGCUUUUCUUUUAUGUUGAAUUGACAUCAAGAACAAGUAAU
Molecule: messenger RNA, 957 nt
Organism: Sander lucioperca (pikeperch)
Lineage: Eukaryota; Metazoa; Chordata; Actinopteri; Perciformes; Percidae
Product: CD276 antigen-like
Exons: 6
Coding region: 150-935 (261 amino acids)
Source: RefSeq, a predicted model, not a curated record